Messenger RNA from Portunus trituberculatus (swimming crab), 1548 nucleotides. RefSeq lists its product as uncharacterized. The record is from RefSeq and is a predicted model, not a curated record. Bases 333 to 1058 code for a protein of 241 amino acids. NCBI's taxonomy places the organism in Eukaryota, Metazoa, Arthropoda, Malacostraca, Decapoda, Portunidae. The transcript is spliced from 6 exons.
GCUGCGACGCCAACCUCCUUUGUUCUUUGCAGUGCACUGAGAGACCUUAAGCAGAGUAGUCACCGCCGCUGUGUAAUAGGUUUAAUUGUAAUUAUUCCGUGCACUCCUGUGAAGUGUCCUCUUCGUAGUCGUCAGCAGUGUGAGCAGAUGUAGAGCCGGAAGUGAGGGUCACUGCUUCCACUUGCUGACCGCCAUUUCCCAGAAAUUCGUCCUUCAAAAGGCAACAAGCCACUGGUACGACACCACCACCGAGUUUGUGAAGAGAGAAGAGCUCAGAAGACAGAAGAUAAAACACAUCUAUCAGUACUCGGCUGAAGACCAAAGUGAUUGAAAUGAAGAAGGUUACUGUCAUCUGGAUAUUGGUUUGUACAAGCGUCUUCGCUAUAACAAGGACACAGUUAACUUACAUUUUGAGAGAGCAACCGAGCACCUGUUUUCCCGUGAUGGGUCUGACCUCUUUUCGCAUUGCUUCCUCUGUGCUGUGUGGUAUGCUGUGUGGUGAGAAGAGGGCAGUGAAGUACACCUUUAACAACAACACCAACACAUGUACUCUGUACGGAGAAGGUUAUGCCGCUGCCUCCUCCACAAACACCUUCCGUCUGUUCCCGUCACCAGACACCCUGGAGGAUGUAGCCACGGGCAAGGCAGCCUCCGCAAGCAGCGUUUAUAAGUCAUACAACUCUUCCUUGGCCGUAGACACCCUCGAGACGGAUGACAGAACUAUGUUCCACUCAGGUAACGAUGAUCCACACCCCUGGUGGCUCCUAGACCUCGGCGAGACCCGGAUAAUUCAUGAGAUCCAAAUCCUUCCUCGCCUCAAUUACAUACCGGAAAGGUUCCGUUUUGUUGAGAUUCGCAUAGGAGACGUGCAGCCAACUAAUGGUGACUUUUCAUCCUUCACUCUGUUCUCCACGUACAAGGGUCCUUACUCCUCCACUCUUGGCAGACUUUCAUGCGCCAGGAAUGAUGGGCUCAGCGGCAGGUUCGUCGUCAUCAUAAAAGUGAAAUCAAGCAGUUAUCUCCAGAUGGCUGACGUCAAUGUCUUUGUUCAGAAGUAGUUAACUGAUUUCAACGUUUUAGUAUUACAAUUUAUCUAUUUCAUUUUAUUUAUUUAUUUAUUAUUUUUUUUUUUUUUUCGUUUCUGUCUUUUUACGUUUUUCUUUUUAUAAUUAAUACAUGCGUGUUGCUCCAGAAUGUGAGCGGCUGGAUUGACGAGGCAGUGGUGAUGGGAGGAAGGCAGCGUUUUUUUCACUAGGGUAAGGAAUACUAAAAGAAAAUAUGGAAAUAAAUAAAACUGCGAGAAAUAUGCGCAUAAACAAAGGAGAGCGAAGAAAAUACAUUAAUAAAUAAGUGGUGUUCUCCCUCGCCUAAAGACAUAAUUAUGUUGACUCCGUUUGUCAUACGUUUUCUCUUCUUUCUAUUUAUUUCUAUUUUUCUUACUUUAUAUCUUUAUGUAUUACUCAUUAAUGAAUGCGUGUCCUGUAUUAAUGUACUAUUCCUUGCUGUACUAAGCAUGUGAUAUACUCGUACAUAUACGAAAACAAUAUA